Penaeus monodon (black tiger shrimp) is the source of this 2648-nucleotide messenger RNA. RefSeq lists its product as uncharacterized. Gene Ontology annotation, biological process: signal transduction; regulation of membrane potential; monoatomic ion transmembrane transport. Lineage: Eukaryota; Metazoa; Arthropoda; Malacostraca; Decapoda; Penaeidae. Gene Ontology annotation, molecular function: extracellular ligand-gated monoatomic ion channel activity; transmembrane signaling receptor activity; neurotransmitter receptor activity. Gene Ontology annotation, cellular component: synapse; membrane; neuron projection. The record is from RefSeq and is a predicted model, not a curated record.
AUGAUCCCUAAGGCAGUUCUUCAGGCAGCCUGUUUUGGAAUCUGGUUCUUAAACGCGCCCUGGCAGCAAGCAAGCUGCGUCGAAGUAACAAGCAUCAGGUUCCAGAGCGAUGGUGAAGCAACCAUAGACUCCGUCGCUGACACGGGCGUGGGUGUGGUCCCGCCUCUGUUUCAGGUAACGGUGUGUGUAAGAUAUCACCUCCUGCAUUCUGCGGAAAAAGGCAACCCUUUAACGAGUUACUACGCUGGAAAUUCUGACAACGAAAUCUACCUUAUGAUCACCUGGAAAAAAUCAAAGCAGCAAUUUGAAUUCCACUGCUGUCAAGGCCGGGUUAUCAUGAGGGUUGCAGUGAAUUCGGAACUGUACAGAUGGCACCAUAUGUGCAUGGCCGUUAACCUCACGACUCAGAAAUACUGGCUGGCUCAUGAUGACAUGUAUCAAGAAGGUGAGUUGCCAGUAACCGGCACAGGGCCUCUCGAGAUAUUUGGGCGAGGGCGUCUGGUUUUGGGUCAAGAGAUCGACAACCUGCAAGGCGGGAUGAGUUACCACCAGUCCAUCCACGGAGAUGUGGCAGACUAUCAGCUUUUCGAAACCGUCUUGGAUCCGUCGUACCUGAAGGAGUAUGCUAGCUGCGGCUCCCCGGCGACCGAUGCCCGGCCACUUUUGUUUUUCGACGAAUCCAUGACCAUGUUCAAAGUGGAAGGAUCAGCAAACGUGUCCCAGGUUCUUCUACGGAAUUUGUGCCACAUAGAAGAACCCAAUAUAUUGUUUAUGUUGCCGGAGAAGCUUGAUUUCUGGUCCUCACAUGCGGCCUGCGCGAGAAUGAAGGGCUCGAUGGCUGUGCCCACCAGCAGCGAGAUGAACAAAGAAAUCUUCGACGAGAUCAUUCGCUUCAACGACGACUGCGUGGAGGCGUACGGCACGAUCUACUGGCUGGGCUUCAAGGGCGUCGUCAGCAGCGGCCAGUGGCUCACCCUCGAGGGGAACACUACGCUCACCUGGGACAACCUGGCUCCCGGCUACGACACGCCCGAAGAGGACCAGGCGUGCGCCAGCGUAGGGGGCGCUGACUUCCCUCUCAUGUGGUACUCGACGCCGUGCGAGUACGCGAUUUGCCCGCUGUGUAACUUCACCAAAGCGCCCUCCUUCAGGGUGCGCGGUCUCUGCAAGGAUUCCCUGGUGGACCGAUCGCUGUUCCUCUGGGGAUACAAAAACAACAAGCCUCAUUUUCAGGGGCCGUUGUACGUCAGCGUCUUUUGGGAUGAGGAGAACGCCACGUGGUCUAUCUCGCAUCGAGCGGCGGAAAGCCUGACGGCGCACAUGAUAUCGGACGCAGCAAACGCAUAUCCGACUGGAAUACGUACUUGGACUUUCACAGGCGACAGCUGCGGGGUCAGUCAGACGAAAAUCCUGAUCACGGCUUGCGGGUCCAGCGAGUACACGUGCAACGACGGCGCCUGCAUCCCGAAGGCGAAGCGGUGCGACCUGGCCGUCGACUGCUUCGACCAGAGCGACGAGCUCAACUGCCACCUGGCGCUCAUCCCGCCCGGCUACUCCGUCGAGAUGCCUCCGCCCAAGGACCAGGAUGCCCCCGUGCCCGUCAGGCUCGCCGUCGAAAUCACUUCCGUGCGGAGCAUCGACAUCCUCGGCUUCAAGAUGGUAAUCGACGUCAUUCUAAAGAUGUUCUGGAGGGACUCGAGGAUCAAGAUGAAAAACCUGAGGCACGAUUUCAAGUCCAAUAAAGUCCAGGCUCCGAAGGAGCUGUGGCUGCCGAAGCUGCGUGUGGAGGAUGGGUCAAGGAGCCUGGCGGACAUCUUUCCCCGCUCGGAGUCCCUGGUGGUGCUCAGGGAGGCAGACGCCAUUGCGGACGACGACACCAACUUGUAUGAAGACGACGAGUACCUGGGCUCGGCGAAUACGCUGGUCCUGAACCUCGUGAACACCGUGGACUUCACCUGCCAGUUCCAGCUGCGCCAGUACCCUUUCGACACGCAGAGGUGCUCCAUCACGUUCUCUCUUCAAGAUGUGUCCUCGGCCGCCGCCCAGCUCCAUAAGGAGGGCGAUGGCGUGCGCUUCACAGGCCAGAGGAAGUUGCUGGAGUACGAGGUCACGCUGGUUAACAUGAACUCUACGGACGAGCACGGCCAACUUGGGCAGAAGGUUAUGGUGGAACUAAGGAACCUAUAUGGCUAUUACAUAAGCAGUACGUACAUUCCCACAUUGCUACUCGUCACCAUCUGUUACCUCACCCUCUUCUUCGACAUAGACGAUUUCACGGACCGCGUGAUGGUCUCCUUAACGUCCCUCCUCGUCUUGGCCGCCCUCUUCUCGCAGACGAGCCAAAGCAUCCCCAAAACAGCCUACCUGAAGCAGAACUUCCGACUGAAGAAGAAGAAGAUCGGGCCGGAUCGUCACGGCGGCGUCACCAUAAUCUCCGUCUCGCCUCCGAAGUUCGCCACCGAAGAAGAGAGGGAGAGUUUGCCCCCCGCGCCGCCGCGAGUGAGCACCAAGGCUGUUAUCACGAACACCCUCGCUAUCUUCGCUCUGCCCGUUAUCAUGACAGUCUUCGUCGUGGGUUAUGGCAUUGCCUGUUUCGUGUUGGCGCAGUGAGGGUGCUCGCAGGUCUGCUUGCGCUGGCGUUGGCACUG